Molecule: messenger RNA, 7296 nt
Organism: Aricia agestis (brown argus)
Lineage: Eukaryota; Metazoa; Arthropoda; Insecta; Lepidoptera; Lycaenidae
Product: eukaryotic translation initiation factor 4 gamma 3-like
Exons: 29
Coding region: 483-5474 (1663 amino acids)
Cellular component (GO): eukaryotic translation initiation factor 4F complex
Molecular function (GO): protein binding; mRNA binding; translation initiation factor activity
Source: RefSeq, a predicted model, not a curated record
GAUUGUAGAAGUUCAAUCAUCGAAUGACAUUUAUCAAUAUUACAAAAUUUGAUUCUGUUAUUAAAAUUAGAUUUAUAAAAAUUGUAUAUUACGAAUUUAUUCUUGUUCAUUUUAAGUAGUUCUCAAUAAACACAAACAAAAUUGAGUGCUGUGGAUAAGUAAAACGAGAGCAACGUUGACAGUUCCGUUUGUUUAUUGGUUAACAUCCGCCAUUUUGUACUGUCGUUUGUUUAGUGACUCUUUAGUGGCCUGUCUAGUGAUGAUCUACAUUUCUACGGCAAUUAUAUAUUGUGACUUCGUAUGUGGUGAACAAUGUUUUUAUUAGAAACGUUGUUUUCGGGUUCAGAUUAAUUUUGUGCUACUUGUCAACCUGACAUCAGUUUAACUGUACGCAUUGCCGGAUGUGUCCUACAAUCGGUUAGGGCUAUCUAACGUGCCACCUCGAGGGGUGUACGUGUUGCGAGACCUAUGCUGCCGAGAAUAUGAGUGGCAACGGCAAUCAGGUGCCCCUGGCACCGAGUCAACGAGGGCCCGGACCUUAUCCACGGGCGUCGACACCACACAGACCGGAAUGCUAUCAUCCGUCGGGAUCCAGCGGCAACUAUAUACCAAAUGCGACGGGGGCUCAGAACACUGCCCAAGGUCUGCGGGGACAGGCGGCGCCGCAACCCUCUGCCCCGCCAGCCCCACAACCGGACAUGUCUAAGACCACCAUGGCUGGACCAACAUUCAUUUCGCCACAGAACCAGCAGCCUGGUCGGCCGCAACUGGUCAACUACCAGUACCGGGCCCCACAACACGGAAACAGGCCCGCCUCCCAUCCGAGACAACAGCAGCCAUAUUUGAGCGGUGCGGGCGCGUCCGCCGCAGGGCCGGUGAUGUUCCACCAUCCGGCACUGGUCUUCCAACCCCCUCACAUGGGGUUGCAACAGACCUACCAGCCGCAGCGCUCUACGACACCCGGGUACUUCCCGUACAUACAUCCAUCACAAUAUAUUUAUCCUUCGGCACAAAGUCCGGGGCCACCGUACUAUUACGCGAACGGGCAGCAAUUGCCCGGCGGGACGGUUGGCAACAAUCCCGGUAGGUCAAACCCAGGCGGGAUGGUACCGCAACAAGUGACCGCGCCCGCAACUCCCGCCACACCAAUAUCACACCCAACCCAACCACACAUACAUCCAAACAUAUCCGGCCACCGUCAAGCGCCGGCUACUAGACCAUCCAAGAGAUUGGCCAUAAUAGAUCCUGAUACAAAUCAAGAUAUUCUUGUAGAGCUGUCGCUAAGCGAAAGCCAAAGCCAAAGGAAUGAUGGAGAAAAAAGUGAAAGGCAAACUCCUCAGCCAGACCACAACAAGCCUAGCGUCGCCGAGGAGUUCACGAGAAUGGUGAACGAAGUCGCCAACCAGCCCAGUACUUGUGACAGUGCUAAUAAAUGGAACUAUACUAAAAGUAACGAAGUGCCUGCCCCAACGCCCGCCCCGACCCAACCUCAAAACGCAAUUACAAUGAGUAACAUAGUGAAGUCUGAUUUAGUUAACGCUAACGAAACAAAAAUGGGACCUGAAACUAACGAAACAAUCGAAACGCCAAUAGUAUCAGCUAUAUCCGAUAGUCCCGUCGUAGUGCCUAAGAUGUCUAACGUUAAACACCAGAAGAUAGAGCCGGUGGUAGAGAGUAAGAGCGCUGGGAAACAGAAGAAGAAGCCGUUUGUGCCUCAGGAGGAGCCUCAACAGCCGCUCGUGGCCGCCAGCGAGCCGUUCGUCCCGCACGCCCAAGUCGCGCCGUCGUUCGAGAGCGCCCAGUCGUCCUCGUCUCUUCUCCUGAACUGCGCUCCCCAGCCGCAGAGAGUUCGAACCGAGCGGCGCGUCAGUCGCGACAAGACGCACGACGACAAGAGUGGGCUCAAGGAGGCCGAGGACAAGCCCAACGGCCCCACGUCGGUUGAGAUUAGUUCAGUUGAUAGUAUAACGGAGACUAUCAAUACGCCAACUAGUCCAGUCAAUCAAACAUUAGAAAGUACUAAAGUGGUGAAACCACAAGUAACCGAGACUGAGAAGCCUAAUCUUGAUAAAAAGCCUGAGGUUGUGAUUAAAGAGCCCACAUUCCCCACUAAGCAACUGCCCACUGCCACUGAACUGUUGUCAGCUAGUAUCGAAAAGGUUGCGAAGGAGCAACCCGCCCCGCCAGAAAUUAAUGUUAAGAAGGAGGAGUCCACUGCGAUACAAGCUCAAGCUAAACUUGCUCACAGCAUAGCCAACGUGACUCGUAACCAUUCAGAGCCUAAGAUGAAAGAUAUUAAUCUAAACAAUAAGCCUGCAGAUUCUGAUACAGCAAAUGGAAACACAACUGUUGAGACUGUGAAGGAAGAAGCUAACAAAAAUGAGAAAGCUGUGAAAAACGCCAAGAAUCACAAUAAGAAGUCUAACAAAAUGGCUAACAAUGAAGUAAAGGAAGCUAAAGCCGAAUCAUAUGAAAAUGGAAAAGAUGAGACUGAUAAAAUAAGUAAACCAGAACAAGAGAAUGUUCCCCCGAAGGAAGAAUCCUCUGAGGAACCUACUGAGAAACCAGCAGCAAGCGAAAAGCCUGCUGCUUUUGUACCUAAAUACAAUUAUUCAGAGGACCAAUGGUCCCCACUCAAUAAGGCUGGAAAGAAACACUAUGAUAUUAAUUUACUAAUGCAAAUUAAGGAUGAUCCACUAUGUAAAAAUAAACCGAAUGUACCAUUGCUCGAAGCAUGUAAUGUUAUGAGAACAACACCCAUACAAGAAAAUAAUAUGAUAUUUAGUCCUAUUACUAGGCCUUUGAAUGAUGCCUUCUACCCUAACUUCUUGAAGGUUUCUGGUUUAGCACCAAGGAAUAAUGUCAUGAAAGAGCCCAAGAAGGAUGGAAGGAGUAUGGCUCAAGGUGGUAAGGGCAGUGCUAAGCUUACUCCCUCAGGUGGUGGCGGUCAUAAGCCAGUGAUCCAUGUGUCGUUAUCACUAAGGGAAGAGGUUAAGCUCAACCAGACCAAAGAUGCCUGGCGGCCUGCUCGGUUUAAGAAAGAGAGUCUGACAGAGGAAGAGGCCAAGACCCAGGAGGUCUACAAGAAGUUCAGAGGUAUUCUGAACAAGCUCACUCCCCAGAAAUUCGACACCCUACUGGAGAAGGUUAAGGCUUUGGAGAUCAACACCAAGAGUCGUCUCGAGGGUGUUAUUGAUUUGAUAUUUGAGAAGGCCAUCGAUGAGCCCAACUUCUCUGAGGCCUAUGCUGCUAUGUGCAACAAAUUGUCUACAAUAAAGGUGCCGGCAAAUAACAGCACUUCACCUGAUCAGUUUGUGAACUUCCGUAUACUCAUCAUCAAUAGGUGCCAAAACCAAUUCCAAAACGUAAAAGUAGACGAGAAUGUACAGAGACUCGAGAAGGAAGUUGCAGAGUGCACUGACCCAGCAAAGAAGAAGGAAUUGCAAUUGCAACUCGAUGAAGAAAACAGGCGCAUCAGAAUGAGGUCCGUCGGAAACGUGCGAUUUAUUGGUGAACUUUACAAGCUGAAGAUGUUGACCGCUAAGAUCAUGGUGUUCUGUAUGAAUCAUCUGAUCGACAAGCUUGAGGAGGAGAAACUGGAGUGUCUCUGCAAGCUGCUGACAACCAUCGGUCAACAAGUGGAAAGCGAGGUGAAGGAGCCACUGGAAGCCGUGUUCAAAAAGAUGCAGGAGAUCGUCGAACGAAAGUCGGACAGGAUCAGCAGCAGAGUGCGCUUCAUGCUCCAAGACGUCAUCGAGCUGAAGAGAAGGAAGUGGGUUACCAAGAAUGUGGUGGACUCGCAGCCCAAGAUGAUGGACCAGAUCCAAAAGGAAGCCGAGCAGCAGCAGCGAACCAUUGAGCUGAUGAACUCGUCACCAAUGGGAUUCCGUCGCGAAGAGGGCGGUCGCAACAAGAGGGGUGAGGGGCGCAGGCAGCCGUUCAACGACGCGUGGAAGCCAACUCGCACCAGCUACACCGUCGACACCAAUAAGCUGAAGGCUGUCACCCAGAAGAGUAAUAUGAACACCAUCAAACUGGCACCUCACAACUCCUGGAUCCAGGGAUCUGGCACAAAGAACACCCCGCAGGCCAGCAGCGCGUCCAUGAUUAGUCUUACUAAGAACAACAUGUACAGUAUGUUGGAACACUCUCAGACUGACCCGUCGACGCUACGAACGACCAAGGAUUUGCCACCAAGUUAUCAUCAUUCAAAAUCGAUAGAAAGAUCAACCUUUAACUCGAGGGGUGAUUUUAAUAACGGCAGUGGAAGUCGGCCGAGCUCGACCGCCGCUACGAGAUCCAACUCGGGCAGCAGGAGCCUGAGCGCUGCCACCCCACCGGCCGCGGAGGCACCACCCACCAACGUCCCUCAGGAACCUCUGCCCGAGAACAAGAUCAAAUCCAUCAACAUGACUGUCAUGGAACACCUCGACAAUCCCAGUCAAAACGAUGAAGCGAUACAGGACAUACAGGAGCUGCCACCACAGUACCACGCUAGUAUUGUCACUGAAAUAUUGAAUGUGGCCAUCGAGAAGUCAUCGAAGGAGGCGGAAAUAAUUAUAAAAUUACUCACAGACAUAGUAUCCAAAAACGUUAUAUCAAUAGAGAACUUCCUAACGGGUGUGAAAGAAAUAGUAUCCGUUGCGCCCGACCUCUACAUAGAUAUUCCAAUGUUGUACGAAUAUUUAGGAAAAUUAAUUGCGCCGCAAAUAGAGAAGAAGCAUAUAACGUUCGAGCAGGCGCUUAGCAUUUGUGAAAAAGUAAUUCAAGCCGAGCACGGCCAUCUAAUACUGAGGGUUAUAAUAAGAGAACUAAAAGAUAGCAUGGGACCAACCUUCGUUAAAACAAAAUGGAGUGAGUCUGGUCUCAAACUAAGUCAAUGGAUGAGUGAUGAACAGGUGCCAAAAUGGAUUGAAGAAAAUAAGUUCGAGUUUUUGGAAGGUGGUGCUACCACUGAUGACACGUCAAAGAUCCUCUCCCCCACAAUGACACAAACUAAGCUGUUACAGCUUAUGAAUUCCGAAGAGUCCUGUGAAACAAUACAAGGGUGGAUUAAGGAUAAUCUAGGUGCAGCAUCUAGUGAGGACUGGUUCCUAAGAGCCCUGAGUCAAACGAUAUGCGAAUAUGCACUCUACGGCUCAGACAAUAGAGACGUGCCGCACUUUAGUCUCGAGAGAAUGAACAAAUAUUCUCCACUGAUUAUAAACGAGCUUAGCGAAUCCAAAGUUGAGCGCGAAACUAGUUGUCUCUUUGGAAUUCAACAAUUAAUACAUAGGUUGGAACAUCCUCAAGGAUUAACAUUAGAAAUAUUCCAAUUUUUACAUGAACAAUAUAUAAUAUCGGUAGAAGGUUUUAUUGCGUGGGAAGAAUCAGAAAAAGAACCAGAGGGCAAAGCGGUAAUGCUGAAGGCGCUGACGUCGUUCUUUACGAGUAUCAAGGAGGCCGACAACGAGGACUCGUGCGGCGAGGACUGACCCCCGGCGUCCGCACCAGACAUCAACGUCUUCUAUAUUUUUAUAUAUUAGAUACACCCUACACGAAACCCAUAGAUUAUAUAUCUCAACGCUUAACCAACGGAAGCUAGAAAAAAACUUGUAUAUUAUUUGUUAUACCGAUAGCUGUUCGACGAGGUCCCAAAAUUGUUUUGAUCGCUUCGAAAAUGCAGAGUAAAGCGUAGACGUAACUGAUGUUUUUUAUAGCAUUUUUUACAACGAUAUACCGAUCGGCACAUCGUUUGCAAUAUCUUGAUUCAGCGCAGAUACGUUGGUUGUUAUAUACAUUAUAUACAAUAGUUGACAGCGUCCCGUUUACGAAGCGAAUGUUUUAUAUUUUAUAAAAGAGUAAAGGGGCGUUACGUAAGUGUCUUAACCUCGCCUCGGCUUCACAGUAUCGUUAUAUUACUGCAUCGAGAUAUUGGAUAUUCACCGUUCGAGCGCCGUCGAGGGGAUUGUAUAGAAUGAGUGACGUAUGUCAACGCUUGCGACUGUAGAUAAGCUAUAUUUACACGGCGGGGUCGUCCCGGUGGGAAGCUGUAUAUUUAUGCUCAUUGGUUUUACGUCGUACGGCGGUAUCUAAUAUUUAAGAAGUAAUAAAUAUUUAAGUUGUAAUUUAUUUUGAUAUAUAGAUAAAUUUAUUGUGGAAAUAAUAAAAUACGAAAGUUUUUUUCUAUGGUCGAGCCAUAUUUUAACAAUAUAGCCAUGCUGGACAGGAUUCAUGAUGAGAUAUCGAAUUGUUAUAAAUAGCACGCGCCGGGUUCCACCCUCGCCGCCCACGCGCGCCUCACCAUUGAUGUUCAAAACAAAACUCACAUAUUUAUUCUUAAUACAGCGAUUAUUCGGAAAAGAUACUUUUGUAUCGACCCAUCCAUAGCAAUAGGUAACGAACGAUUUUGUUGAAAGCAAUAUAUCGGUGAAAAUACGGGCCUAAUCGACACACUGGCGCUGUUUAAAGCGUUAGAUUAGGUUUUGUUAUAUAGUUUAUGACAAUCGGAACCCUAGGAAAUGUAUUCAGUAAUUUACAUAACAUGUAGAAGUCUAUGGGGAGUGAAGGGAUUUUUUUUAAAUAUGUAUACAAAAAUAAUAUACUAUAUUUUAGCAUGUACACACCGUCUUAGUGAUUCGCGGCUAGGCGUUCGAUUGUUGUACGCAUCCAUACGAGAGAUGUUGUUAUAACGCCUAUACUAUAAUAUAUUACAUUGUAUUAAUUUUUAUAGAUAUAGACAGCUAUUUUUUUUGUACUGAAUAAAGGGACUUAAAAUGUAAAAAAAAAUAUAUACAACGUUAAAACUACGUUCUCUGUGGAGAUUUUAAGUGAUCGAAAUAAAAAUAUAUAUUUUAGCUUAAUAAAAAAAAUUCAAGUACGGUAUCAUUUAAAUACUUUAUUAAUUCGUGAAAGCUUCUGAAGAAUGUACGUCCAAAAUGUCACGUCUCCAUCAUGAUAUCACUCAGCGCUUCCCGUCAAUAUCGCGCCAAUAUCGGUUUGCUAACCUGAGAAUAUCGAAUCGGCUUUUGAUUAUGAAUUCCAUUUAAUUUGUUUAAUUAUUAUUAUCAGUUGUUAUUAAUGCAGCGACUCGAUAUCGCACAUAUCUAGUAGUAGAUCAUUAUCUUUUUAAUUAUUUUUUAUAGUUUUAUGAAUAUAUUUUAUUGUAAUGUAUCAGUUAGCUGUAACCCUGUCUCAAACGCGGGGCGCGAGACGCCCAACCACGCGAGAACUGCGCUACUGAGUUACUUUUUUGUUUUUCGAUAGAUAAUCUUGUCACUUAUUAUGUAUGUUAUGUAAAUAAACUUUAUAUGAAAA